Molecule: messenger RNA, 1263 nt
Organism: Colletotrichum higginsianum IMI 349063
Lineage: Eukaryota; Fungi; Ascomycota; Sordariomycetes; Glomerellales; Glomerellaceae
Product: Globin
Exons: 1
Coding region: 1-1263 (420 amino acids)
Biological process (GO): nitric oxide catabolic process; cellular response to nitrosative stress
Cellular component (GO): intracellular anatomical structure
Molecular function (GO): heme binding; FAD binding; oxygen binding
Source: RefSeq, a predicted model, not a curated record
AUGGCCCUGACAUACAAGCAAUCGCAGCUCGUCAAGGGCACGAUCCCCGCUCUCCGUGAGCAUGGCGAGACCAUCACAUCCAUCUUUUAUGCCAACAUGCUCCGCGCCCACCCGGAGCUCCACGACCACUUCAACAAGGUCAACCAGGCCAACGGCCGCCAGCCGCGUGCCCUGACGGGCGUCAUCCUCGCCUUUGCCGCCAACCUCAACCACAUCAGCGAGCUCAUCCCCAAGCUCGAGCGCAUGUGCAACAAGCACUGCUCCCUCGGCAUCCAACCCGAACACUACGACAUCGUCGGCAAGUACCUCAUCCAGGCCUUCGGCCAGGUCCUCGGCCCGGCCAUGACCCCCGAGAUCCGCGAGGCCUGGACAAAGGCCUACUGGCUCCUCGCCAAGAUGCUCAUCGGCCGCGAGGCCCAGAUGUACCGCGAGUUCAACGAAGACAAGUGGUCCGGGUGGCGCAAGUUCCGCAUCGAGCGCAAGGUCGCCGAGACGGACGACAUCUUCUCCUUCUACAUGGUCCCCGUCGACGGCGGGCGGCUGCCCGACUUCUACCCGGGCCAGUACACCUCCAUCCGCACCACGAUCCCUUCCCUGGGCCACCUGCAGUCACGGCAGUACUCGCUCAGCGACGCGCCGCGGCCCGACUACUACCGCAUCACCGUCAAGCGCGACCGCGGCGUCAAGGUCGGCAAGGGCAGCGCCGUCUUCAACCUCAACCCGGGCGUCCUCUCCAACCACCUCAUCGACGACAAGAGGCCCGGCGACAUCGUCGAGCUGACGCACCCGACCGGCGACUUCUUCUUCGACACCCACGCCGCCGGCACGCUCCCCGUCGUCCUCAUCUCCGCCGGCGUCGGCGUCACUCCGCUCAUGUCCAUCUGCAACACCAUCGUCGAGCGCCAGGCCGUCCGCCCCAUCUCCUGGGUGCACUGCUCGGCCCGCGCCGCCCCUUUCGAGGAGCACAUCCGCAAGAUCGCCUACAGCCGCGCCAGCUUCACCACCAGGUUCUUCCGCUCGCAGAUUGCCGACGUUGAGGACGACGACUCGCUCUCCUCGUCGAGCGACUUCGGCCUCCGCAUGGACCUCGCCCGCAUCGACCCUGCCGAGCUCUACCUCGGCCACGGCGGCGCCGAGUACUACAUUUGCGGCCCGGAGGUCUUCAUGACCGAAAUGUCCCAGUUCCUCUUAAACCAGGGCGUCGACCCAGCGAGGGUCAAGUUUGAGAGGUUUUCCACGGGAGACCUAGCAGCGCAGACAUGA